AUGCCAUUCCACUCUGUGACGGCAGGGCUGCUCUACAAGGGGAACUACCUGAGCCAGUCGCUGUCGGACACCGACAGUGACGUGUUGGCCAGCAUCUCUGUGGAGGAGCUGGGUGAGAUCCGCGAGGCGUUCCGGGUCUUGGACCGGGACGGGAACGGCUUCAUCUCCAAGCAGGAGCUGGGCAUGGCCAUGCGCUCCCUGGGGUACAUGCCCAGUGAGGUGGAGCUGGCCAUCAUCAUGCAGAGACUAGAUAUGGACGGCGACGGCCAGGUGGACUUUGAGGAGUUCAUGACCAUCCUGGGACCCAAGCUGCUGUCGUCCGAGACCAGAGAGGGAUUCCUGGGCAGCACCAUAGACACCAUCUUCUGGCAGCCUUCCUCUCAAAGCCGGGCGCCGGGGGCGGAGCGCGGCGCCGAGUAG
Molecule: messenger RNA, 420 nt
Organism: Gadus chalcogrammus (walleye pollock)
Lineage: Eukaryota; Metazoa; Chordata; Actinopteri; Gadiformes; Gadidae
Product: calcium-binding protein 8-like
Exons: 4
Coding region: 1-420 (139 amino acids)
Molecular function (GO): calcium ion binding
Source: RefSeq, a predicted model, not a curated record